Messenger RNA from Racocetra persica, 576 nucleotides. The record is from the annotation of a GenBank genome assembly. Lineage: Eukaryota; Fungi; Glomeromycota; Glomeromycetes; Diversisporales; Gigasporaceae.
AUGCCUAAAAAAGAAUCUGAAGAAUAUGUAAAAGGAUGUCCUGGAGCUUUGUAUAAAUCAUUUUAUACAAAGAUCGAGGCACAGAAUUUCAUCGAUCAACAAAAUAUUGAAAUUAAAGACAUAAUAAAUGUUUGGACAGAUGGAUAUUGUAAAAGAAAUGGAUUAUCAGAUGCUAUUGGAAGUAUUGGUGUAUUUUUUGGAAAUAACGAUUCUAGAAAUCUUUCGGAACGAUUACCUGGUGAACAACAAACUAACAAUCGUGCAGAAAUCUAUGCUGCGAUUAGAGCUCUUGAAAUUUGUGAUAAAAAAGAAAAUUUAAUCAUAAAUACAGAUAGCAAUUAUGUUAUCAUCUCUAGAGAUGUUAAAAAACCAAAAACUAAUUUUGAUUUAGUUAAUAGAUUUAAUGAUUUGAUUAAAGAACGUGAAGAAAAAACUUAUUUAAAACAUGUGAAAGGACAUAGUGGUAUUUACGGGAAUGAACAAGCAGACAAACUUGCAUAUUUAGGUUCAAAAAAACCAGAUGUUAAAUUGAAUUUACCAGAAUGUAAAAAUACUAUCAAAGAUUAUUUCAAAUAA